AUUAACAAAUAAUUAAAGACAAAGACUAACUCUGUUGUGUUGGAAGAAAAAAGUGAACGACAGAGAGAAGAGCAAUGCCAUUGGCCGCAGACAGAGAGAAAGACACUUUCACUGAAAUUCUAAAAGAAUAAAAGAUUUGUGUUUUGUAUUUUUAUGUUGAAUUGAAUCCCUCGUUGUUUUUUGUCAGUCACUGUCAUAGUCCAAUUUGUGCUGUUGGUUUUGUAACCCUCCUUCUCCAGCCUUUUUCUUGAGUUUCUCUAUCUCUCUCUCACUCCUUUUUAAAUUUUAAUAAUUUGUUUGUCUGUUGCGUGAAAGAGGCCCUGAAAACAAGGUUUCUGCUGUCAAGUUUGUAGCUUUUUGCUCUGUGAUUGGUGUGUUCUCCAAAUAAUGCUUCAUUCCUCAUCUGGGUACUUAGUUCUUGUUUAAGAUGGUGGUGGGUGACCGUUUUCCGGUGGGUAUGCGUGUACUUGCCGUUGAUGACGACAAAACGUGUCUCACAGUUUUGGAGAACCUGCUUCGCAAAUGCCAGUAUAAUGUCACUACAACUAAUCAGGCAAUUAAGGCGCUAGAAAUGUUGAGGAAAAACAGAAACAAGUUUGACCUUGUUAUUAGCGAUGUAAAUAUGCCUGACAUGGAUGGGUUUAAACUUCUUGAGCUAGUGGGACUUGAAAUGGACCUACCUGUUAUUAUGUUGUCAGGAUACGGUGAUAAAGAGCGGGUGAUGAGAGGUGUUAUACAGGGUGCUUGUGACUACUUAACCAAACCAGUUCGAAUUGAAGAGUUACAGAACAUAUGGCAACAUGUACUGCGAAGGAGGAUUGAUAGCAAGGAUAAGAAUAAGACUGCAAGUGAGGGAAAAGGCUGCAGUAUGGCUGGUAAGUUUGCAAAUGAGGAGAAAGCCAGAUAUAUGGCUGGGGAAUGUAGUCAAGCCAUGGCACCAAAAAAUAAUACCGACCAGAAUAUAAAACUGGGUCAAAAAAGGAAGGAACUAAGUGAGGAUGAGGAAGAGGAAGAAUAUGAUAAAGAGAAUGAGGAACACUCAAAUCAGAAGAAGCCUCGUUUAGUUUGGGAUGCCGAGUUGCAUAGGAAAUUUCUUGCUGCUGUUAAUCAUCUGGGAAUUGACAAGGCUUUCCCCAAGAGAAUACUCGACUUGAUGAAUGUCGAAGGACUUACAAGAGAAAACGUAGCAAGCCAUCUGCAGAAAUACAGACUCGGUCUCAGAAAACCUACUCAGCAGCCUAGCAUGGUUGCUGCGUUGGGUAGUAGUGAUCCUUACCUGCAGAUGGAUUCAGUAGAAGGCUUUCGCACUUUGUCGGGAUCAGUAGGAAUGUUAAGCACCACACUACCAUCAUAUGCAUCUGGUGGAGUGUUUUGUAGGCUGAACCCACCAUCUGGCUUGAGAGGAGUUAACUCUGCACUUUUUCAGCCUGUUCUGUCUCAAAACAAUAGCAUGUCUGCAAAAGCAUUUGGAAACAUGCAACUGUCCAUGUUUUCUGCAAAUCAAACCUCAAGUUUAUUACAGGGCAUUCCAACAUCAAUAGAUGCUAAUAAAUUUCAGCAGAACCGUUCACCUGGUAUUAGGAAGUUGAGUCCACUUGAUGAUUCAAGUGGAUUUAAAGUUUCCUCUGGUUUCUCAGACACUAGAGCUACCGUUAUAAAUCCAAAUAAUUUUGUGCAUGAUCUCUCAAAUAAUCAUUUACUUUUACAAAGAAAUUCACCACCAGCACAGAAUUCGGGAGCAUUCAGAAAUCACUCUUCUCUUGGAGCUGCGUCGGUGAACACACAAUCAUUUGACCCUGGUAUCUGUGAAUUGGAUCAUAAUCGGCAUAAUAAAAGCUGGCAGGGAACAACUCAGAUAUCUAAGUUUCCUACCAAUACUUCUGCUGUCAGUAAGGUUUUCACUCAUGAUCAGCUGGCUCAAAAUAACUCAAAAUUUUCCUCAUCCACUUUUUGCAGUGGGAACAGUCCAGUUGAUUUUUCUUCCACUAGGGCUAUUGCUCCUCCCUUGGAGGAUGCUAGAGGUAAGCUGCAAAGUCAAGAAGGCUUACUUGAGAAUAUCUUACUAGCUUCAUGUUACACCCAACAUCAAAGCUGGGAAUCAGAUAAGCGGGGUUGCAACAAAGACAUGAGCCAAACCUUCAACUCCACAAAGUCUGUCUCUCCUAAUGGAGACACUAGUUCCUUAGGACAUAGUUUAGACCAAAAUAAUUCAGUUAGCAGCGAGGGAAUUGGUGCAUCUUUGGUUAAUCCAUCAAUCACGCAAUCAAAUGAAGGUGAGAAAUUCUAUUCGAUGAAGUCAAAUGAUGCCUGCAUUUUGCGGAGCAUGGAGUCCCAAGAAGGACUCAUGCAGAAUACUUUUGGGUCCUUAAAUGACAUAAUGAGUGAAAUAACCGAACAGGAGCAAAAUACGAUUAUGCUGAUGGAUGGAGAAUUGGAGUUUGAUUUGGAUCAUGCAUUUGAUUCCUUCUGACACUCCAAGAAUCCAGGAGCAUGAAAAUCGCUUAAGUUACUCUCAUGUACUGGAGUCUUUCAUCGUGUAAUUUCUGUUUCACUAAUAGUAUGUGCUACUUGUACAGUAGUGAGUGCAUCAAAAUUCUCCACUCUCCUAAUGAUCUUUCUAUAUAAAUAAAACAAUGAGUUAACUUCUUA
This is a messenger RNA of Glycine soja, 2649 nucleotides long. Its product is annotated as two-component response regulator ARR12-like. The record is from RefSeq and is a predicted model, not a curated record. The coding region runs from base 428 to 2470 and encodes 680 amino acids. Gene Ontology annotation, molecular function: DNA binding; DNA-binding transcription factor activity. Gene Ontology annotation, biological process: phosphorelay signal transduction system; cytokinin-activated signaling pathway. NCBI's taxonomy places the organism in Eukaryota, Viridiplantae, Streptophyta, Magnoliopsida, Fabales, Fabaceae. The transcript is spliced from 6 exons.